Molecule: messenger RNA, 3048 nt
Organism: Penicillium robsamsonii
Lineage: Eukaryota; Fungi; Ascomycota; Eurotiomycetes; Eurotiales; Aspergillaceae
Product: SANT/Myb-like DNA-binding domain-containing protein
Exons: 6
Coding region: 1-3048 (1015 amino acids)
Source: RefSeq, a predicted model, not a curated record
AUGAAGGCAACAAAGGAAACAACGCAAUCACUCAGUGACUGGGUCAUAUCCAGAAUCGAUCACAGCACUCAAGAUCCAAACGUCGGCUUUGUCGAAACUCUAUAUCAUACCUGCUCAACAGCCCUAGUCUACCUUUGGAGAUCACGAUUUCGAUUGAUACCACACGACUCGUAUAAGAACACCUUGAAGAAGGAUGUAGCGAACAUCCGGCUGUGGGAAGAGAACUUCCCUCCCGGUCACCUCGACACCAUUCUGGGACAAUCAUGUCAUUUGAAGACGAAUGUGAUCGAAAAUUUGAAGGGGAUCGGCAAUAUUCUGAUGCCCUACUUCGCGGGCUACGACAGAACCACAACUAGCGGACAAAACCAAAGGAACUCCGCAUGGGAUCUCGCACAGGAACUUGAUACUCAGUUAGAGAAGGCGACAAUAAUGCUUUCGGCUGAAGAAAGUUCUGACUCGUCUUCAGAUGACGAGGUUUCCGACGAUUCAUCUUCAACCAUUGAACGCGAACAGAAUCGCCUCGGACGAAUCCACUGUUAUGUCAGCUGCUUGAUGGAUCUCGCACCAGUGAUCGACAAACAUAUUUCUUUUUUGCAGCGUAAAGUGGAACCACGGCCAACUCCCCUUGAGAAUGUGAUUCGUUUAUCACAGAGUGCGCAGCCUUUUGCCAUGCGCAUCCGAGACCGAUUUACGAUUGCACUAACUCCCCUGGUGGAGCGACUCGCAGAGGCUAACUGGGAAAGGUCCAUCCGCAUCAGAGCGCAAGAAGAAGAAGAAGAACCGUAUCUCGCGGACCAUGACGCUCUGACCUUAUUUAAACCCUACUCCCUGUUCAAUGAUUCCGGUCUUGGGACAUCUGUUCCUACAAGGUCGCAGUAUGCCGCCACUGCCGCCUCCCAUACUUCGUUCCUCUCAGUUGCCGGGAAAGAGGCCCAUGGUCGCCCCCGAGUGCCUUCUCUACCGCAGGAAGGCGGACUUCCUUUUCAAUGCGACUAUUGUCGAAAAACCAUAUCUCUGCGAAACCGGAUUGAGUGGAAAAUACAUGUUUUCGCGGACUUGCAGUCGUAUCUCUGCACACAUGCAGAAUGUGAAGACGCAAUGAAAACAUUCCCAAGUCGUAAGCUAUGGGCUGACCACGAAUUCAACGAACAUUUCACUCGAAUCCAGUGGCGAUGUUUUAUGUGUAAUACCACCACCGUCACCCAACAAUUGUUUGUCGACCAUUUGAUUAUAUGCCGCAACAUCCCACUGGCUGGGCAUCGUUUGACAGCAGCAAUCUCUGAAGCUCAAGAGACAGUCUUGAAACCGGAGUUCAAGGAUUACAAGUAUAGCCUGGAAGCUUAUACAGAUAUGAGAGAUGCAAAUUUCCUAGUUACAGGGCUUCCGGAUGCCCCAUCUUCCUUCGUCGAUACUACGAUUCGUUCAUCCAAGCAACAGACGAAUAUGGCGCAGAUGGGCGUUGAGUGCACGGAAAAUCUGGCGAGUCAGGAUGUGGAAGCUGACCCCGAAGCAGAACAGAAGCUCAUGGAUAACACACUUCCUACUGAGGUUGUUGAAGUACUUAAUGCGAGAAGCAGCGGGGAAGCCCAGGUCAAGCACGCUUCACUAUCGAAGCAGCAGUCACUGUCACCGCUCCAACAACAUCUGACACCACCGGUACCACAGCCCUACCCGGUAUAUUACCCAGCAGAAGGCUAUCCCAGGCCUGUACAGGAUGUCGAAGCUCGAGCAAAGGAAGGCAUGGAUGUCUUUGAUGCUUCAGCGUCGACUAAGAAACCGGAUGUUGGUUAUGGAUCGUUAGAGCCCACAAGGUGCUGGUCGGUGCCUGAACAACGCGACUUCAAAAUGAUGCUGUCCCACUUCGGUCGAGACUUCGAAGGCAUAUCCAAGUUCAUGAAGACGAAAACCACAGUCAUGGUCAGGGAUUUCUUCCAACAGCGUCUAGACUCCGGCCAAAAAGAGUUCGAAGAGAUUGUCGCAGAGGCAGAAGCCAAAAAAGUACGCGGUGAGCCAACAGGCUCGCUUCCGGUUCCCAGUGCGGCGCCUAAGUGGCAGUAUGAAGCAACAUACCCACAUAUCACGCACCAUCGACCACAAGCAGAUGGUCUCCUCUCGCGGGAGGCUGGUCGUUUGGUGGUUCCUACCAGUCCGCGGGAGAAGGCCCAGCCGCCGUUCAACAAGCAGCAUGACAUGCCCGCGUUUACCUUCGCGCCAGGCAUUCCUCCUGGACAUCAGUUGGCCAAGAGACAGCAGCAGGAUCAGGAGAGAGAGCGACGCCGUGCGAUCGAGCAGCGGCAAGCCGAGGAGCACGCGAAGGAGGAAACACGAAGACAGCAAAUAGCAGCUCAGCAGGCUCAGGGCCAACUUGCCGCGCAAAAGCAAAACCAUCACCCUAUGGCUCAACCAAAUGGUAUCAGCCAAGGACAACAGUCCUCACCUGUUAUACGUAACCAGAAUCCACACACAGCUUCGUCACCACUGGUUGGUAACACUAUGCCCACACAGGCGGUUCCGAUGACCAUUACUGCAUCUGGUUCUGGUAGUCCUCUACGACCUCCAUCUGCCCUACAACAUACGCACGCCAAUGUCAUGAGCCACCCGAUAGCGCCCUCAAGGACUCAACAAGGACCAAGUCGUCAUAGUACUCCGCAGAUGACCCAAGGCACACCGGCUAUGUCGCACACCACGCCAAUCAUGCGCAACGUCACACCCACUCAGCGUAUAGGGCAUAGUAGCCCGAACAACCCAAUUGGCCAGACUCCGCAACAGCAAACACUCAUAUCAGCUGCUACCCAGGCGAACGGUCCUCAAAUGGAUCAAAAUAGACAGCCCAUGAACCCGGCUCAGAGAUAUACACAGCUGUACCAACAAAGGCUACUUCGGAUGCGAUACGACAUGUCCCAACGGUUAGUGGUGCAGUACGGCCCACCAAGCCAGUACCCGCCCAGUAUUGCACAGCAGUAUGGCCCCGAUCUUGAAAAGACCGCCAAAGAGUGGGCUCAUGAUGUCAUGCGCCGCGAGAGGGAGAAUGGCCAGCAACAGAUGUAG